Molecule: messenger RNA, 2538 nt
Organism: Hydractinia symbiolongicarpus
Lineage: Eukaryota; Metazoa; Cnidaria; Hydrozoa; Anthoathecata; Hydractiniidae
Product: acetyl-coenzyme A synthetase, cytoplasmic-like
Exons: 15
Coding region: 58-2181 (707 amino acids)
Molecular function (GO): AMP binding; acetyl-CoA synthetase activity
Source: RefSeq, a predicted model, not a curated record
AGUGAAAGCGGAGCAAGGAGGCCACGCCGCAGUAACCUCCCCCUUCGCAAAUUUAAGAUGGCGGACGCAAAGACCGAAGCAAAUGGAACACAUGGUACUGAUGAUGCUGGAAGUCCGAUUAAACGAACACGAUCAUUCACUGAGGAGCUUGGAACAAACUUAGUUUUCAAUGUUAAUAAGGAACAAUCUAACGAUGCUCAUGUUAAUUCUAUGGAGCAGUACAAUAAGUUGUACGAAGAAUCUGUUAAAACACCUGAUGUUUUCUGGACCAAAAUAGCUGAUGAUUUUUAUUGGAAAGAAAAAUGGCAAGGGGAAUUCAUGGAUUAUAAUUUUGACAUGAAUAAGGGUGAUGUUUUUGUCAAAUUUAUGGAAGGUGCAAAGACAAAUAUCUGUUAUAAUGUACUGGAUCGCAUUGCUAAUGACAAAAAUCUUGGUGACAAAGUUGCAUUUUAUUGGGAAGGUAAUGAACCUGAGAACAAAAUGAAUAUUACUUAUUCUCAAUUGCUGACCAAAGUAUGCAAAUUCUCCAAUGUACUCAAAUCAAAAGGCGUGAAAAAAGGUGACAGAAUUGCCAUAUAUAUGCCAAUGAUUAUUGAAUUAGUUAUUGCCAUGCUGGCUUGUGCAAGAAUCGGUGCAAUUCAUUCAAUCAUUUUUGCAGGUUUUUCAGCUGAUUCUUUGGCAGAUAGAAUGUUGGAUGGAAAGUGCUCUAUGCUUAUUACUGCAGAUGGAAGUUGUAGAGGUCCUAAAGUUAUUGAUUUAAAAACUGUUGCUGAUAACGCAUUGGCAGAAUGUAGAGAAAAAGGACUGGAUAUUAAAAUAAGCAUUGUAGUUAAAAAUGUGACUAAAGAUACAGAUGAAAAAGUUGAUGGAAGAUCUCCAACGACAAAAAGGCAGAAAUUAUUAAAUGUGCCGUGGAACAAUGAUGUUGAUAUGUGGUGGCAUGAUGUCAUGAAGGAUGCUAAAGUGGAGUGUGAGUGUGAGUGGAUGGAUGCAGAAGACCCACUGUUUAUACUCUACACUAGUGGCUCCACUGGCAAGCCAAAAGGUGUUUUGCACACAACUGGAGGAUAUAUGUUAUACGCUGCUACCACUUUCAAAUACACAUUUGAUUAUCAUGAUGAUGAUGUCUAUUGGUGUACAGCAGAUAUUGGUUGGAUCACUGGACAUUCUUAUAUAGUAUAUGGACCAAUGGCAAAUGGGGCUACUGGAGUGAUGUUUGAAGGUACGCCCGUGUACCCUGAUGCUGGCAGAUUGUGGGAAGUUUGUGAAAAAUACAAAGUUACUAAAUUUUAUACUGCGCCAACAGCUAUCAGAAUGUUGAUGAAAUUUGGUACUGAGAUUGUUAAAAAGUAUGAUCGAUCCAGCCUAAAAGUGUUGGGUACAGUUGGGGAGCCGAUUAAUCCUGAAGCCUGGUUAUGGUACUACAAGGUUGUUGGUGAGGAGAGAUGUGUAAUUGUUGAUACUUUCUGGCAAACUGAGACUGGCGGUCAUAUGAUUACUGGAAUGCCCGGAGCGACUCCAAUGAAACCAGGUUCUGCUAGUUUACCUUUCUUUGGAGCAGUACCAGCUAUUGUUGAUGAAGAUGGUAAAGAAUUGACUAAUGUUGAAGUUGACCAAGGCUUCUUAGUUUUCAAGCAACCUUGGCCGGGAAUGAUGCGAACACUGUACAACAAUCACACAAGAUUUCAAAGCAGUUAUUUCGAACGAUUUAAAGGAUAUUACUGUGCUGGCGAUGGGUGCUACCGCGAUGCUGACGGUUUCUAUUGGAUCACAGGCCGUAUUGACGACUUGAUGAAUGUUUCGGGACAUCUUUUGAGUACUGCUCAAAUUGAAAGUGCCCUGAUCGAGCACUCCUCCGUUGCUGAAACUGCUGUAGUUGGGUAUCCUCAUCCUGUGAAAGGCAAUGGAGUGUACUGUUUCGUAACUUUAAAGAAUGGCGUCCGUUUUUGUGACGCGCUGGUUGGUGAAUUACGAACUAAAGUUCGCAACCGUAUUGGACCAAUUGCUAAUCCGGAUAUUAUCCAGAAUGCACCCGGGUUGCCAAAAACUAGGUCUGGGAAAAUUAUGCGUCGAAUUCUUCGAAAGAUAGCGUCCGAUGAUCGAAAUAUUGGUGAUACUACCACCUUGGCCGAUCCGAAUGUAGUGGACGAGUUGUUCAAAAAUAAGCCUGAGCUCUCCUAAAAUUAGGUGUGCUUGAAAACUUUUAUUUCAUUAGUGUCAAGACGGAAUUAAAAGGCUAGAAAUUUGCACUUUUUUAAACUCCUCACCAAUUUUUGUUAUUACCUAAACAACCUGACAUUUAUAUUUGUAAAAAUGAUAUUUUGGAAUUCCGACAAUAAUUAAAUAAUUCUUAGCACUUUUUCAUAUAUGGGUUUCUAGAAACGCUUUUUUUCAUUUUUUGUAAUUUAUCCCAUAUUUUGUUUUGGGAUAAUGACUUGGAAUUGUAAUUUAUUAAUAAUGCGACAUGAUGACGUACUAAAUGUCUGAAGUGUUUUCCUUUGAAUAUUCUCGACGAUAAUAUAAAAAGAUACAAGAAAA